Molecule: messenger RNA, 3304 nt
Organism: Xenia sp. Carnegie-2017
Lineage: Eukaryota; Metazoa; Cnidaria; Anthozoa; Malacalcyonacea; Xeniidae
Product: transport and Golgi organization protein 1 homolog
Exons: 22
Coding region: 162-3122 (986 amino acids)
Biological process (GO): vesicle cargo loading; endoplasmic reticulum to Golgi vesicle-mediated transport; protein secretion
Cellular component (GO): endoplasmic reticulum membrane; endoplasmic reticulum exit site
Source: RefSeq, a predicted model, not a curated record
AAAGAGGUUGAUGAUACUGUAGUUAAAAAUACAAAUCUUGUAUUGGACAGUGGUGAUGUGACAAAAUCACACACUGAUAAGACGAUCUCAGGAUUUACAAACACUGUUACAAACAUCAAUCCUUCAACGUCUAUUUCUGUUCAUUCGACAGAAACCAUUUCAUGGGAGCAGAAAGCCAUUCCAUUGAAGCACAAAGCGUUUGUAAAAAUACUCCAAAAUUUGCUUCAAAAUGGCUGAAAAACAAAUUUUUGAAGGGAAAACAAGGUGAAAGCAUAAGUACAACUGAAGAUAAGAUUGACGAUGCUGGAUCUGAUGGAGUUAUUAAGGAUCCACGUAAGAUUGACGAUGCUAGAUCUGAUGAAGUCGUUAAAGAUCCACAUAAGAUUGACGAUGCUGGAUCUGAUGGAGUUAUUAAGGAUCCACAUAAGAUUGACUAUGCUGCAUCUGAUGAAGUCAUUAAGGAUCCACAUAAGAUUGACGAUGCUGGAUCUGAUGAAGUCGUUAAAGAUCCACCUAAGAUUGACGAUGCUGGAUCUGAUGAAGUCGUUAAAGAUCCACAUAAGAUUGACGAUGCUGGAUCUGGUGUGUUCAUUAAGGAUCAACUUCCUGGUGUUUGCCAUAAAGACGGUGGUUGCGAAAGCCUUAGUUUUUCCUCCUCAAAUGUUCAUCGCUCUAUCCUAGAACAUGUAGACUCUGAUUAUGAUAGUCGUCAUAGCAACAGUGAUGAUCUUGACACCGUUGAAGGAGAUAUUUCUUCAAGUGACAAAGAACAAAGUAAUAACAAAGGGAAAUUUCUACAAAUACUUGCCAUUGCUGUUACAAAAUUUAAUAAAUGUCACACUAUUUUUGCCGUCUAUGGUCUACAGCUGUUGAAAACGUUGAAUGACAUCAUAAAACCUCUCGCUGAACAGAUUGGAAUGAAGAAAACCAUUGAAUUUGUGGAAAUAGAACUAAAACAAGGUCCUCAAGGAUUGAUUGUCUUGACGGUGAUGUUGGUGGCGUUUGCUGGCUAUUUUAUGUUGAGUAUUAUGUGCAGCCGAAAGAUUCUUCCUGCAUACGGACCGAAUCUGAAAGAUAUCUUUAAAACUUACGAAGGAAGAAUCAAUAUUCUAGAAGAGGAAUGUUUGAAAUAUGAAAUUUCAAUCAAAAACAUGAAACGAGAAACAAAAGAAGUUGACGAUGGUCGAUCUGCUUUAGAAAGGCAGUUGGAUGAUGAAAAACAUGAACGUUGUAAAUCAGAAGAACAAAAUUCAAUUCUGAAAAAAAUUGUGGAUAAUCUUAAUGAAAAGGUAGAACUCCUUGAAGAAGAAUCAUCAAAGCUGAAGCAGUCAUUAGAACAGAAAGCAGAAAGGAUCAGAACAGUUGAUGAUAAGUUGUCUGAAACAUCGAAGGAAGUUGAGGAAGAAAAACAACAAAGUGAAAAUUUAAAGCGGGAAUUGACGACAAAGGACGAUGAAAUAAAUGUUUUAAAGGACGUUAUUGAUGAAUAUAAACGUAAACUUUCACAAUCGGAAGAUGAUUCAAAUAGGCAUAAAACUACACUUCAGGAAUGGAAUGAGAGAUAUCACGAGUUACAACAAAAGUGUGACGAUAUUUCAUUGAGCAAUCAAACUUUGGAAGAGCAAAUAAAAUUCAAAGACAACGAAAUCGAGAUUCUCCGAGAUUCUUUGGUUCAAAUAAACACGGGGGUGAACGUGAAUUCUGACGAAGAACUUUCUCAGGAAGAAGUGCAAGAAGCAAAAUUAAAUAAAAUCAAAGAGCUCAUGGAUGUCUCUCAGAUUAGAGCAGAUUUUAAAGUUUGCUUGGAAGAAAAAGAGAGCCUUGAACAGAAUAUGAAAAUAGAAGUUGAAAAGCGAGAAAAACUCGAAGGUGAAGUGGAGCGUCUCGAGCUCGAAUUAGAUAAGACAAAAGCUUCUGAAGAAGAAAUACGCUUUAAGUAUCGCGAAACUGACAUAAAACUGAAUACUUUGCAAGAUUACUUUAAGAACAUGGAAAAGGAUCUUCACAGAAAAUUAACUGCAGAGGAAGCUGCGAGAAUGGCAAGCGAAUCUGAACUUGAAAGAAAACUGCGUGAAGCUUCGUCGGCUGUUCGGGAUGUUGAUUUAUAUAGGAAGCAAGCUGAGGAAUUAAAAAAAGAAAUCAAUGCAACACAACAAUCUUUCCAAUCACAGAUCUCCAGUGUGGAAGAGAGAGCGCAUGAGAAUUGGUUAAAAUUCAGAUCUGCUGAACGAGAAUUAGAAGAGUUGAAAAGAGAAAGAAACGCGUUAAGGAGAAGAUUGUAUGAAAUGGAAACGAGUUCCAAGUCUAAAGUCUCGUCAGAAGAUAACAAUCCUGGAGCAUUAGGGGACAUUCCUCAAUCGCAAUUAGAAUCACCAUCCACCAAUGUUCGAUCCAGUUCGAAACGAGUAAGUGCUAAUUCACGAAAAAGUCCAUCAUCUGUUGAAGAUCGCAAGCGAAAACAACGCGAGAAAAAUUCGACACCAUCUUGGGAAAUUGAUAAGAGUUCCUAUCGUCGAGAAAAAGAUCGUGAGACGCCUCCACCACCUCCAUUGUGGGAUCGCAACUCUUCUAGACGUAGAGGGCGAAAGGAUUCCUCUGAUGGAGAUAUGGAUGAUCAACGUGGUGAUAGAUACACUCCUUCACCACCUCCACCUCCACUUGAUCUUAAUGCAAGAAGAUAUCGAGGAGAUAUGCGUUCGUCACCUCCACCCCCACCCCCACCUAGUCACGUGUUAGCAAGACCGAUGAGAAUGCCUAUAGAUGAUGGAUCCUCGCCACCACUUCCUUUUGCUCCUAACUUUUUUUCUCCUCGAGUUGGUCGCUUUCCUAUAGGACAACCUCCUGCUCCAUCGUUUGGGGUGCAACCCUUAGGUUUGAUUGCACAUCCGCCUCCUGCAAUGGUUCGUUCUCAUUUAGAAAGCACACUGCCUCAAAGUUUUGCACCUCGGAGUAUAAGCAGCGGUCCAUUACGUCCAUUGGAGUCAAAUAGAGAUCACUCUCUCGAAAAAUUAAAUGACAGUAGUAGUUUUGUCAACAAGUCUUUCAACGCCGAAAGAUCUCCACCAUCAAAUAUUCCAUAUUCAAAACAACGUACAAUUCAGAAAGCUGAAAAUUUGCCUUGACUUUUUAUCAUAAUCAAUAAGGUUGUAGUGUUCCAUUGUUUAUAUCAUAACAACUUUAUAUGGUCAAUGACGAAUACCUUGUUAUUAUUACAGUAUUAUUUUGACUGUAAAUGUUAAAAAAAUGACAUCGCUUAAGAAGGACAAGCAACUUGUUUAAAUAUAUCAAUCAAAUUCACCAAAAA